AAGACGUUGACAUCGUCCAGGGGUUACACUGUUUUUACGCUUCAUCUUCAGCCUGCUUUUGUAGUCCUCUGGUCGUUCAUAUUGCACAGUAAUGCCUCCCAAAAAACCAGCAGCGGACUCUGAGGAUCCUACUGAGCCCACCUCAGCCGAUGCCCCUGCGAAAGACACUGCUGGAAAAAAUUCAGAUGCUGCGGCACAGCGCAGGCUUACAGCUCAUCCUUCCACGGCGGUUAUGGUGAGGGAGGCACUCCAGGCUCUAGAUUCGCGCAAAGGGGUGUCAUCCCAAGCGAUACAGAACUACAUUAAGCAAAAAUACCCCUCUGUGGAUUUGGUGAGGUUGAAGCACUUUGUCCGCAAUUCCCUGAAAAAGGGAAUAGAAAAUGGCACGUUGGUGAGACCUGCUAACUCCAGUAUCACUACAGGAGCUCUGGGGAAGUUCAGGCUUGCUCCAAAGGUCAAAGAGUCAAAGCCAAAAAGCGAGAACACGGAUCCCAAUGUGAAAACUGUUUCAAAAGAAGAAAAUGAAGACAAGAAGCCCAGAAAAGCAGGUACCUCAAAGAAGACCUCUAAAAAUGAGGUGACAAAGUCUUCAGAGGACUUAAAGCCUCCCAAAAAGACUAAGAAAGAUGAAGGGGCUGCUCCUUCAAAGGUACCCCCUGCAAAGAAGCCAAAACCUAAAAAAGCUGAUGCAAAAGGGGAUGAAGAGGGAAGCACUGAUUCAACUAAAUCUAAACCAGCCAAAACUAUCAAAAAGGUCAAAACCGUGAAGGCGUCCCAAAGCAAAGCUGCUAAGGCAGGCAGCGAUGCCCCUGCAGUCAAAGCGACUGGAAAACGAGGGAAAAAGCCUGUGGAGUAAACGGGGUUCUUAAGUCUUUUUAAUCAUUUGCAAUAAAACCUUUCAUUUUAAAA
Molecule: messenger RNA, 909 nt
Organism: Melanotaenia boesemani (Boeseman's rainbowfish)
Lineage: Eukaryota; Metazoa; Chordata; Actinopteri; Atheriniformes; Melanotaeniidae
Product: protein B4
Exons: 5
Coding region: 92-856 (254 amino acids)
Biological process (GO): nucleosome assembly; chromosome condensation; negative regulation of DNA recombination
Cellular component (GO): nucleosome; nucleus
Molecular function (GO): nucleosomal DNA binding; structural constituent of chromatin; double-stranded DNA binding
Source: RefSeq, a predicted model, not a curated record